UUCCCUUACCCCAUCUCUCCAUCUAUUAGUUUGUGCAUCUCUCUCUGCCUCGCUUCGCUGAUCCAUGUGCGGGCGGAUGGUUCUUUGUGAAAUAUCCUAUAGUUUUUUUAACAAAACAAUCAUUUAUACACGAGAUAAGUGUAUAAAAUGACUGCUGAAAACGAGCGUGAAAUAUAUCACAAGUUGGAAGCCAUGAAAGAGAUCAGGAACAAGACGAUAUCGCUGGAGCGGCUAAAGCGCAGCAUUGUGAACGAGGUGCGUAGUGGCGAUCAGGAGGGGCGGUGUCUGGCGCAAUACAAGCGCGAGAUGGAGUUGCUGCAGCAGGAGAAGAUGAGCCACGUCGAAGAGCUGCGCCAAAUACACGCCGACAUUAACGCUAUGGAGACAGUAAUUAAGCAGACAGAGGAAAGCAUGACGCGCAAGCUGUCGAACGCCAGUCGUUUGCAUGAAGACUACCGGCCGCUUAAAGCUGAGGUGGACUUGCUGCGCCGCCAAUACCUCGGUCUGGAUCGCCUGCCAGAUCUGCAUGAAGAGGAGGGCAGCCCCAUCACUCCAGACCGCUUCCCGCCGCUGUCGAGCGCGCCGGUGCGCUCGGUGCCGGCGUUUCUGGCGCCCGCGCCGCCGCGCAAGCCGCCGCCGCCGCCGCCCGCAUUCAGGUCUGCCCUCGACCAAGAUUUCCUUACCGUCUCGCUGAGGCAGCAGCCGCCGCCGAUGAAGUCGUGCCUGUCGUGCCACCAACAGAUUCACCGCAACGCGCCUAUAUGUCCUCUCUGCAAGGCCAAGAGCCGCAGCCGCAAUCCCAAGAAGCCCAAGAAGAAAUAGUCACCCACCGCCGACCACCAGACCGCUACCCGAUCAAAUCUUAUUUGGUUUUAGUUGUUACUUCGUCGGUGUCUGCAAAUUUUAUAAACAACGAGGAAAGCUUACAUGAAGUCACUUGUAAUUGUAAUUUUUGUUUAGGUAGUGACAGAUUAGAAAAGCUUUAGGAUGAAUGUUCCAUAAUAAAAAAUAAAUCAUAACAUUUACAUCACUACUGUAAAGUAAUUCAAGAAAUUUUCAACAGUUGUCAAUCUCGUGCCAAAUUAAUAUUUAUUUAGGACUGUCGAUCUCAUGUAAAUAUUAAGGAGUAUCUCUCCGAUCCGUUGUACAUUGUGUAUAUAAAAUUAAUUCGUAUGUUAUUAAUUACGUAUAUGUACUAUUAUUCAUUUGGUUACAAAGAAGAGCUUAGCGGGCAGUAUUAAGUAUUCAAAUAAUUGAAACAUUAAGAAUAAACAUACAAUAUAGCCACUAACUUCCACUUUGUGUUUUUGUAAUAUUCUAUAAUAGGCAAUGGCUGAGAAUAGUCUCAAAUUAGAAAACUACCUUCUAGAAUAUUGAUGUGUGUAUUUUUAAAAUAAAUAGUUGUAAGAAGUACCAUUUGAAUGACGCGACCUCUUAAUGUUGAUGCAAUCGCCACGAUUAAUUAAGUAAUACCUGAUUUGCUAAGCGAUCCCGUGGCACAUCUGAUAUAGUAGAUUCACUACGAGCAACUAAAUUGAAGCCUGCAUGUUUAUGCGCUUGUAACACAACCAUUUGAUGAAUUCCCAAAAAGCUCGCGUAACUAAAUCAAAUAAACGACAAGAGCGGUUGAUCCCAUGACUAACUCUGACUAAUCAGUAUUAUUUAUUGUUAUUUUGUAGAACUACAUUAAGCCUAUGUAUAAGUCGGCGUUGGUUGUCGCCGUAGAGCAACGCCGCGUCUGAAUAAUAGCGUCGACUUGAUUGUGAAUAGUUAGUUUUUACAAUAUAUCACUC
Messenger RNA from Hyposmocoma kahamanoa, 1793 nucleotides. Its product is annotated as zinc finger C4H2 domain-containing protein. Gene Ontology annotation, cellular component: nucleus. Gene Ontology annotation, biological process: positive regulation of neuron differentiation. The coding region runs from base 148 to 822 and encodes 224 amino acids. NCBI's taxonomy places the organism in Eukaryota, Metazoa, Arthropoda, Insecta, Lepidoptera, Cosmopterigidae. The record is from RefSeq and is a predicted model, not a curated record. The transcript is spliced from 5 exons.